CCAUUCAAAGUGGAUUUUGACAGUUGGCUUUUAGGCCGUAAUCAUAUGUUUGUCGAGAAUUUUCUUGCAUUUUCUAGCAUAUACUUCUAGUAAAUAUUCAAUGAGUGGAUAGACCGAAUACGUCCAAUGCACAAAAUUUGCAGCAGAAGAAACGAGAGGCAGAUCAAAAAGUAUGAUAUCGGUGAUUAAAAAAAAGUUCUGCGUUUGCCUGGUCCAGACAUUUACAGACUUUUAAAACAGUAAUAAACUGACCGAUUUUCUUCAGAAAAUAAUAGAUGUGUCCCAGCAUGCAAAGAAUUACGAAUCAAAUACCGUUCAUACUUUUACCAUUUAGAUUUUUUUAAGAAAUUUAGAACUUAAUCUUUCACGGAAUCUUUUUGGUCUUUUUCGGAGUAACGAACCAAUGAUCUUUAAAUGCGCAGGUAUCCUUCUGUUGAUCAACAGCAUGCGGCAGCUGUUCAAAUCGUAAAAUUAUUUCCACAACUUAGUAAUACGCGAGUCACACCAACUGCUCCUGAUGAGUCAUUUUUCUUUUGGCGCAACGGAGGCAAGGAAAAGGGUGCUCAUACUGGCAUGAUAUUUCAUCGCAUCCGGAAUGUCAUCAAACAGCUACCUGCAGAAAAACAUAAAUAUAAUCGAGGAACUAUGCCUGUAGAAGAGUCCGUUUCAACUGAACUUGUAGAGCGGGCUCAAUUGCUCCGAGUAAUGCUUGCAUCGGCAUCAGUAGCAGAACAUAUUUGUGAUGAAAUGGACCGAUGCUUUCCAGUCCUCAAACUGUUAUUAAAAGAAAAGAAACCCGUUAAUGAUAUCUUGGAUAUGUUUCCACACCUGUGUUCAUAUGAAGGAUUGGUGAUUCGUCAAAUGUUUGAGAGAUUGUAUCCUAACAGAACAGAAGGUCUCAAAAUCGAGGAUGUCUUCUCUCAGUGUCUAUCUUAUUCACCGUCCAGAUUCUCUAGAGUAGAAGAUGAUCACAUUCGAGGAUGCUUGAGAAUAAUUUCUCAUAUGCCAAUUCGCGGACAAAAAAGAACGCUGGUAGGCUGUCCAACUGUAGGCGAAGAACAUUCGGCUUCAAUUUUAAUUCGUUGGAUUGGGGAGUGCUUAGAUACAUACGUGGCAUCCCCCGCAACUGAUUCCAAACUACACAUGGUGUGCGUAGCAAGCCCGAUGAAAAGAGGAAAUUAUGCCGUCAUUUGUGAGAAAAAAGUUAUAUUCGAGACUAACAAUUCUAUUCAUGCAGUGGAAAUUUUAUUCAAAUGCCACGCAGUUCUCGGAGUGGAGGUGCCACCUAAUUUUAGAAUGUUUUGGGACUUUCUGGCAUGUGCCAUAUAUAAUAUAAUUCCGCACAGUCAGAGGACAACUGUGAAUAGACUCGUCCAAACUUUUAUUGAAGUUUCCCGCGCACGUAUUGACAACAAAUAAAAGGACAACUUUUUUAUACAAUACUUACUAAAAACCAUAAAAUUUAAUAAACAGAAGUUUCUUUAAUUAUUAUUGUAAAAAUAUUCCAUAAGAAAAGAAAGACUGCAUUGUGUUGUAUCCAAAACAAAAUUUUGA
Molecule: messenger RNA, 1554 nt
Organism: Topomyia yanbarensis
Lineage: Eukaryota; Metazoa; Arthropoda; Insecta; Diptera; Culicidae
Exons: 5
Coding region: 415-1419 (334 amino acids)
Source: RefSeq, a predicted model, not a curated record